AUGGAUGUAUUAUAUAAGUAUAUACAUGAUAUAAGUACAAGACAAUGGGUAUGUCAUAUUCGUAAACCAUGUGUUAGUAAAUAUAAUGAACUUUUAAAUAAAAGAGACAUAUUACAAAGUCAAAAUAAAAGUAUUUAUUCCUUACUAGUUAAAUUUUGCACAGUAUAUAACAGCUAUAAACAUCAUCCUGAUUAUUGCUCAGGAUCUCUAGAUAUAAUAGUUUCCCCAUAUGAAAAGAAUAAAAAUAUGCUUCCAAAGAAUUCGAUAGACACACAUGCGCAAACAAAGAGUGAUCAAACAUCUAGAUCGCAUGUUACAGGUUCGAUCAAACAUAUGAUAUCGUCGAGGGCCUCACAAAUUUCAUUAAAGAAGGAAACACAGCUUUCACCAGAGGCGAUAAGACGAGUGAUAUCAGAGCAAGUCGCACAUAUUUCAUCAGGGCCUGCUGCACAGGUGUAUACAGGAACACUAUGA
This is a messenger RNA of Plasmodium gonderi, 474 nucleotides long. RefSeq lists its product as hypothetical. The transcript has a single exon. Bases 1 to 474 code for a protein of 157 amino acids. The record is from RefSeq and is a predicted model, not a curated record. Lineage: Eukaryota; Apicomplexa; Aconoidasida; Haemosporida; Plasmodiidae.